CUGAUAAUUGUGUUGACCUGGGUGUCGAAGAACAACGAAAGAUAUCGUCUCAAGAGAGCGUAGAAGGAUGCAAAAAGUUGGAAAGUCUUGAAGUAUUCGAUGAACUACUGGGAGAAGGCGAAUUUGGAAUCGUCUACAAAGGUAGGUAUGGUGGGAAAGAUGGAAACAUGACAGACUUAGCUGUUAAAAAGCUAAAAGACCAUAGUGCCAUUGCCACAGAAACCCUGUCUGAUGAGAAAAAGACCUUGAAGCAUGUUGGGAAACAUCCCAAUAUUGUUACUUUGAUUGGUACGCGGAUAGAGGGAGGAAAUGUUCUUGUGGUCACCGAAUUGAUUCAUGGUGGCAGUCUGGAAAAUAUUUUAAAGGCCAAGAGGGCUCCAGGGGAAAAAAAAAAUUAUCAUAACGUCUUCUGUAAGCUUAAUGACCGGCAGCUGGUUACAAUUGCAUUUCAAACUGCCGCGAGAAUGCAGCACUUAGAAGAGAGAAAG
Molecule: messenger RNA, 488 nt
Organism: Stylophora pistillata
Lineage: Eukaryota; Metazoa; Cnidaria; Anthozoa; Scleractinia; Pocilloporidae
Product: fibroblast growth factor receptor 2
Biological process (GO): positive regulation of kinase activity; protein phosphorylation; cell surface receptor protein tyrosine kinase signaling pathway
Cellular component (GO): signaling receptor complex; plasma membrane
Molecular function (GO): transmembrane receptor protein tyrosine kinase activity; ATP binding
Source: RefSeq, a predicted model, not a curated record